Chanos chanos (milkfish) is the source of this 1032-nucleotide messenger RNA. It is a transcript of the gene c1qtnf4, whose product is annotated as C1q and TNF related 4. The coding region runs from base 43 to 1032 and encodes 329 amino acids. Gene Ontology annotation, molecular function: protein binding. The transcript has a single exon. Lineage: Eukaryota; Metazoa; Chordata; Actinopteri; Gonorynchiformes; Chanidae. The record is from RefSeq and is a predicted model, not a curated record.
GUGGACCUGAGGUCGGCCUUCUCUGUGGCACGGACCAGCAGCAUGGAGGGUGGGCCCAAGAUGGUUGUGACCUUCGACAAGGUUUACGUCAACAUCGGGGGCGACUUCGACCCCAAGGCCGGCCUCUUCCGCUGUCGUAUCCCAGGAGCGUAUUACUUCUCCUUCACGGUGGGAAAAUUCCCGCACCGUGACCUGUCCGUCAUGCUGAUGAAGAACAGGAACGAGGUGCAGGCCAUCGUUUACGACGAGAACGCAGGCGAGGAGCGGAAGGUGCAGAGCCAGAGCGCCAUGCUGCAGCUCGACUUCGGCGACACCGUCUGGCUCCGUCUCCAUGGCGACCCCCGCUACGCCAUUUACAGCAACACCGGCCACUACACCACCUUCAGCGGCUACCUGAUAUACCCCGACGUCUACACCUUCCAAGAGCCUGCCCGCAAGGACCGUGUCCAUGACAACAAAGCUCCGACCCGCGACGAGCACGUCCAGCCAGAUCAGGAGGAUUUCGCGACCACGGAUGCAGCAGUGAGAACAGAGGAGGGGGGUGAGGUGGAGGAAGGGGAGGCAGAAGACCACAGGUCCGCUUUCUCCGUGGGUCGUACCGAGAGCAUAGUAGGAGUCGAUUUAGGCUACCCAGAGCACAAGCCCAUUACCUUCGACACUGACUUUGUCAACAUCGGUAACGACUUCAACAUGACCACCGGCGUGUUUAAAUGUCGCGUCCCCGGAGCCUACUUUUUCUCUUUUAACGCCGGAAAGCUCCCCCACAAAACCCUGUCAAUCAAACUGAUGAAGAACCAUUUGGAGGUUCAGGCUAUGAUCUACGACGACAGUGACACAGAGAAAGCUCUUCAGAGCCAGAGUCUAAUGCUGCCCUUACGUUACGGAGAUACCGUUUGGCUCUACAGUCAUCAGAAAGACGGUUUUGGCGCGUAUAGUAACCAUGCCAAGUAUAUCACCUUCACGGGAUUCCUGGUCUAUCCAGAGCUCACUCACAAGCAGCUGAAGCAACAAAAAGAAGACAAGAGACUGUAG